AUGGACCCAAAUCUUGGUAGAACCAAGCUCGAAUCUCUUGCUCCAUACGAUGACAAUCGGUCUGGGUUUGUGAUCAUUGAUGAAUUUCAUAUGGAAAACGCUUAUAAGACGGAUGAAAAUGUCAUGGCGGUCGCCUUGUCCAAGUUGCUGAAUCACAAUUUGAUUCUUCAGAAUGCUACUAUGAUGAUAUACGUGUUGCCACCGAACUUUGCUCGACACGAAGCGAAUGCGUUUUUGAGGAAUGGAUUCUUUCAAGAUCCCGCAAUUGCUCGUGGAGGCGGUGCAGAGCAGCGUAUUUUAGUCGCAUCCUCCUAUCAUACAAAGCUACCCCUCAGAUCAUCUCAAGAGGUGGCACAAGUCCAAUUCGUCACAGUGCCAGACCCACAGAUGCCGCAAGGAAAUGACGAAGAACUGUUGUCGUACAUCAAGAGAGAACUAUCAGGGCUAGGAAAUCUGAAUUUUCAAACCGUCUUUGGAAAAAUUGAUGAAUAUUUGCGCAACGGCGCUUCUGUGAAAAAAUCGUUCGCGAUUCAUGCAGCUGUCGCGAACAAUUCUCUUGAAGUUGUGAGGCAUCUUUUAGAGCAGGAUCCAUCCGCUGUAAAUGCCUUGGAUUUCACUCUCUGCACUCCACUUAUGACUUCUGCCGCAGUAGCUGCAGGAAACUCUACCAAUUCUGGCAUCAAGGAGACCAAAGUCAUGGAUCUCUUGCUUUCUCGUGGUGCCGACAAGAGUCUGCAAGACAACAAAGGCAUGACGGCGUAUGGUCACUAUAUAAAACAACGCAUGGGCUAUGACGAAAUGAUGAGUGCGAUGAUGGGCCAACGAAACAAGGCACAGACUGCAGCGACAUACCAGGCAUCACACCCAUCAGAACGUGCUGUACAAGACAAACUUCGUCCACCAAAUGGGCCAUCAGCUUCUGAUUUGAGAGGAGGUGAAAGGCCUGGGAUUAUUGUGUACGAGGAUGAGGGUUUCGGCAAUGACGACUCCGAUGGAGAUUACUAG
Molecule: messenger RNA, 1005 nt
Organism: Cylindrotheca closterium
Lineage: Eukaryota; Bacillariophyta; Bacillariophyceae; Bacillariales; Bacillariaceae
Source: the annotation of a GenBank genome assembly